CUGCCUGCGAGGCUCAGAUUCCGGGCGCGCGCCACCCCCUCCCCCCUUCCAGGCCUCCUGCAUCGCUCCCCAACCUUCAACAUGUCAAUGAUCUUUGUGCUCAUACAACUUUUUGGAAAUCAAGCCGAGAAGGUUGACCGCGAUCCGGCCAUCCUCACACCGACGCAGAUUCUAUUCUGGCGCGAAAAAGCAGAAGAGCGCUUGCGCUGUCAGUUUCCCGAUGACGUUGUGGAGGCUGCAUGCCGCCUCGUAGAUGGCCCCCCCUUAGAGCCAGCCCCACUCUUCGCAGACGAGGGUAUACUCUUCGAGGGCGAACUUGAAGCCCUAUUCUUCGACUUCGAACACCAAGAAGCGGCGGAGGCUGCUGAGGUUCCUCCCCUACCUCAGCGAACAUCUACGCCAUGCCUGGCAUGCCAUCUUACUGCGACUGUUCUCUGUCUUCGCUCAGUGGUUUCAUGUCCAUUACGGAUAUCGCUUUGGAAUGGGAACGGCAUGUAUGAGGUUCUCAACGUGUCCCCGGUUGAGGACAGCUGGGUGGAAGGUCCGAUUGCUGGGCCAUCGACAUCAUGGGCCACCAGUGGCUCGUCGGUCGAUCAUGUCCACACAUACGAUAUGGAUGCCAAGCGCAAAAGCAGUCGGAGCGUUGAACCCGAAGACGAGAUCAAGGUGCCCGCUUUGACUUCCCCGUCGACAGCCAUAGCGGCUCCCAACGUCCUUCGCGAAUCAACUGCGGAGAAUAUUCUUCCAUGCAUUGCAACCCAAGAGUCAAGCGUCGAUGCCGCGAGGGCAAAUAACCCAGCACGGAAAGAAGAGGACGAUACGCCUACUGGCAUACUCCUGCGCAUCAUUGAGGAAUGCGCGAAAAAGCAGUCGAAGCAGGAGCGAGCGUUGAGGAAGAGCCUGGAUGUCGGCAUUGACCCACGUCUCACCGAUAAGGCGUACUGCGCGUCGAUCAAGCCACUGCCGCCCCCAACAGCCACCUAG
This is a messenger RNA of Rhodofomes roseus, 984 nucleotides long. RefSeq lists its product as uncharacterized. The record is from RefSeq and is a predicted model, not a curated record. Lineage: Eukaryota; Fungi; Basidiomycota; Agaricomycetes; Polyporales; Fomitopsidaceae. Bases 82 to 984 code for a protein of 300 amino acids. The transcript has 7 exons.